CUCGCUAACAGUCUCUGGCUGGACACUUGUCGAGGGAGCACGCACCGUAAGAGAGAGAGAGAGAGAGAGAGAGAUAGAGAGAGAGAGAGAAAGAGAGUAAGAGAGAGAGAUUAAGAGAGAGAGAGAGAUAUGGGCGGCGCUGGAUUCCAAAAGUGGGCGUGGCUGUUGGUGGUGGGCGUGUUUCUGCGGCAGGUCGACGCGCGGGGUUUUGAAGGCAUUCCAGGCAACUUCUGUAGAAACAGGAAACCGUCCGAAUGCUGCGAGGACCGCCACGACGACUGCGCCGUCCCGGUCCUCGGCACCUUCUGCUACUGCGACGAAUUCUGCCUCAACGGCGACUCGAAACACGACGACUGCUGCCCCGACUUCCGCCAGGUCUGCCUCGGUGCCAAGCCCGGCAUCCCCCUCCCCCCCGCCGAGCUGGGGGACGAUCCGGAGGUGCUGCAGAAAGCAUGCGAAGUGAACGGCAAAGAAAUUCCUUUCGGCGGAUCCAAGGCAUUUAAUUGUAACGAAUGCAAGUGCGAGGGCCCGGCGGCGCAGUGCGAGGACGACCCCUGCAUGGUGGACGAGGCGCUGAUAAGGGAGGUAAACCAGGGCUCGCGGCGGUACGGCUGGAGGGCCGCCAACUACACGCAGUUCUGGGGCCGGAAGGCGAGCGACGGACUGCGGAUGCGGACGGGCACUUUCACCCCCGAUGAGUGGUCGUCGAAGAUGUACCCGGUGAUCAUGCGCGUCGACGCCAGCAAGAUCCCGCGCUCCUUCAACGCCCGCAGAGCGUGGAAAGGGCGUCUGACGGGCGUGCGGGACCAGGGGUGGUGCGGAGCCUCGUGGGCGUUCUCCACCCUGGGCGUCGCUCAGGACAGGUUGAACAUCCUCGCCAAAGGAAUCACGCCCGUGGCACUCUCUGCCCAGAACCUGCUGAGCUGUGCCGAGCUGGGCCAAAAGGGGUGCCAAGGAGGGCACAUUGACCGUGCCUGGAAUUACCUGAGGAGAGUCGGAAUUGUGAUGGAGGAAUGCUACCUCUACGAGAGCGGGUGGUCGCGGAAAGUGCCGAAGUGCUACGAGCAGAACGAGGGAAGAAGUGACGAGGGUUGUAAGAACCACUACAAAACCGAACCCGCUUUCCGCAUAUCCGAAAAGGAGGAGGAUAUUCAGUGGGAGAUCCUGAAUAAUGGCCCCGUGCAAGCGCUGAUGACGGUACACCCCGACUUCUUCCUGUACCAGACGGGCGUGUACACCCACACCGGCCUGGGAGGCAAGGGCUCAGCCACCCACUCCGUCAAGCUCAUCGGGUGGGGCGAGGCGAGGGUCAUGGGCGUGGGAGUCGUCAAAUACUGGCUGGCGGAGAAUUCCUGGGGAAGCAGCUGGGGGGAGCGCGGCUACUUCAAGAUUCGUCGCGGAUCCAAUGAGUGUGGGAUCGAGUCCUUUGUGCUGGCGGUGAGAGCGCGCUUGGGGAAUUUCGUCUACGGGAGGUACUAAGAGGGAGAGGAGGAAAUAAAGGGAAGAGGAGGAAGAGAGAAAAAGUAGGAAGUGAAGCGAGAGGAGGAAGAGAGAAAUGUUGAUGAAUAUAGAAAUAAAAGCUGGAUGUAAGAAGCAAGGAGUGUGGGAUCGAGUCCUUUGUGCUGGCGGUGAGAGCGCGCUUGGGGAAUUUCGUCUACGGGAGGUACUAAGAGGGAGAAGAAAAUGAUAAGAAGUAAAUAUAUAAAGAGAAAAUGAAUAAACGAAGAGAAGAGGAGGAAGAGAGAAAUGUAUGAUGAAUAUAGGAAUAAAAGAUGGAUGUAAGAAGCGAGGGGGGAGUGUGGGAUCGAAUCCUAAAAGGGAGAGAAGAAUGGUAAGAAACAAAGGAAGAGGAGGAAUAGAGAAAAGUAGAAAGUAAAGAGAAGUGGAGGAAUAGAUAAAAGUAGGAAGUGAAAAGAAAGGAGAAAUAGAGAAAUGUAGAGAUUAAAUAGAGAGGAGAAAUAGAGAAAAGUAGGAAGUAAAGAGAGAAGGAGAAAUAGAAAAUAAGAAGAAAGUAAAGACAAAGGAGAAAUUGAGAAAGGUAGGAAGUGAAGAAAGGAAAAAAAAGCAAGUAAAGAAAGAGGUAUUUACCACAAAGUAAAAAAAAGGAAGGAAGAAUAAGAGAAAUAUAAGAAGUAAAGAAAGGAGAGAAAUGUGGGAAGUGAAGAAACAGAGAUAAAUGAUUAGAUGAAGAAUAACAAAAAAGGGGCGAAUAGAAGCAAAGGAGUAAAAGCAGGGAAAAGAAAUAAAAAGAAAGAGGAAUGGCGAGACGAGAAUAACAAACAGGAGAUAAACAGGAACCAAGGAAUCAAGAAAAAAGUGAAGGAUAGAGAAAAAGGAAUAAAAGAAAGGAAUAAAGGUAUAAACGUAAAAAAGCGAUAAAAACGGAGACAGAGAGAGAUAAAAAAGAAAGAUAUAUACUUGGAAAGGGGAGGAGAAAAGUGUAGAAAGAGAGAGAGAGAAAAAAAUGAAAAUAACAAAAACGAAUUACAAAAAUUUGUGAAACAAGAAUAGAUGAUAAUGGAGAAUAAAUAAGAGAAUAUAAAAUAAAGGAGAAUAAUGAAGUAGAGUAAUGGAAAAAAUAAAGAAAAAGAAGAAUAUAAGUAAACAAAGAGUAAUAAGAAUGAUAAUAAAUGGAGUAGAAUAAGAAAUGAAUGAUAAAAAAGUAAUAAAGAAAAGCCAAGAUAAUGAUGGGAGCCACAGAAGGAAAAAAAA
This is a messenger RNA of Penaeus monodon (black tiger shrimp), 2712 nucleotides long. RefSeq lists its product as uncharacterized. Gene Ontology annotation, molecular function: cysteine-type peptidase activity. Gene Ontology annotation, biological process: proteolysis. Gene Ontology annotation, cellular component: lysosome. The record is from RefSeq and is a predicted model, not a curated record. The transcript has 10 exons. Lineage: Eukaryota; Metazoa; Arthropoda; Malacostraca; Decapoda; Penaeidae. The coding region runs from base 130 to 1479 and encodes 449 amino acids.